GAGUGCUCAGUGGCUGUUGGGGUUCGGAUCCGACCUUUCAAUGAUCGAGAACGUGCUCUGAAUGCGCAGCUUUGCGUGGAAGUGGAUGGCCCCACGACAAUCUUGCAGACUCCACCUGAGCAAGCGGAAGCAGGCAAGAACAAGGAGCCAAAGAAGUUUACCUUUGACGCAUCGUUCUGGAGUCACGAUGGCUUCGAGACAGACGACAAGGGCUACUGCCACGCCGCAGCCGGCAGCCGGUAUGCUGAUCAGCAGAUGGUCUUUGACACCUUUGGUCGGCGCAUUCUGGACAGCGCGUGGGAAGGCUACCACUGCUGUCUGUUUGCUUAUGGCCAGACCGGCGCUGGCAAGAGCUAUUCGAUGGUGGGAUACGGUGCCAACAAGGGCAUUGUUCCCAUCUCAUGCGAAGAGAUCUUCAAACGGAUUGGCGCCAACACGGACGCAAAUCUGACAUACGAGGUCAUGGUGUCCAUGGUUGAAAUCUACAACGAGCAAGUUCAGGACCUGCUCGUUCCUCCGCGUGAGCGCCCAAAGAAAGGCCUAGAGAUCCGAGAAUCUCAGCAGCUGGGCAUCUACAUAGCUGGCGUGUCAAGGAGACCUGUGGACUCCUACCCCUCCAUUGAGGCUGUGGUCGAGGAGGGCACAGAGAAUCGGACAGUCGGUUCAACUCUGAUGAACGCAACCUCCAGCCGUGCCCACACGGUGCUCACCAUUGAGUUCAAGCAAGUUUCACAGGCCGCUGGUCAACAAGGCCAGAAGCUGUCUCUGAUCAACUUAGUGGACUUGGCUGGCAGCGAGAAAGCCGGACAGACGGGAGCUUCAGGGGACCGCCUGAAAGAAGGCUGCGCCAUCAACAAGUCACUGUCUGCCCUGGGCAAUGUGAUCGAGAAGCUUGCAGAUAAGGCCAUGGGGAAGGCCAAGGCCAAUGCCGUGGUCCCCUACCGCGACUCGAAGCUCACGCGGCUCCUGCAGAACGCUUUGGGCGGUUCAAGCAAGACCGUCAUGAUCUGUGCAAUUUCACCAGCGUCGUCAAACUAUGAAGAGACAUUGUCCACACUGCGCUAUGCCGACCGUGCCAAGCGCAUCAAGAACACGGCGAGCAUCAAUGAGAACCCUCAGGACAAGCUCAUCCGGCAGCUGCGGGAGGAGAACGAGAAACUCAGGAACAUGGUGGGCAGCGGGUCUCCGAAGGAGGGCGAGGGAGAGGACAUGCUGCACAAGCAGGCUGAGAUCGCUGCCCUAGAGCAGGCCCUUAUGGAGAUGCAGAAGAGCUUUGCAGAGCGUCUGUCUGAAGCACAGAAGGCUGGUGCUGCAAAGAAAGAGAAAUCUUCAGACACAAAGCUCCCGCAUAUCGCCAACCUCAACGAGGACCUGCUCCUGACGGCAAAGCUGAAGUUUGCUUUCAAGGAGGGCCGCACCCGUGUUGGCCGCGGCAGCCAAGAGGAUGGCGAAGCAAAUGCGCCGGAAGUCGCCCUGCAGGUUCCCGGCAUCCAUCAGGAGCACGCAAUUGUGGAGAACUCUGGCGGCACAGUGACUUUGAAGGCAACUGAUCCAGAGGCGGCAGCCACAAGCUUCGUGAACGGCACCGCCUUGCAGCCCGGGGUGGCAGUUACCUUGUCACACGGUGACCGCGUGGCUUUUGGACAGUGCAUCUUUGUCUUCGUUGAGCCUAGCAAGGGCAAGGUCACGGAGCUCAUCAACUCGGGCCAAGUCAGUUAUGCUGCUGCACGGAAGGAGCUGCAGCAGGGAGAAGUGACAGGGCCGACUGAAGAAGAGCUCAAGGCCUCGCGGCAGCUGGCGGAGGAAUUGGAGCGGAAGGCUCGAGAGGCAGAAGAGGCCAAGGAGAAGGCCAAGGCAGAAGCAGAUGCCUUGAUGAAGCAGAGAGAAGCUGAGUUCCGCGCGCAGAUGGAGACAAAGCAGAAACAAUGGGAGCAGGAGAUGCAGCAGCGACAAGCUGCGGAAGCCAGCGAGCAGGCCCAGGCUGCUGAGCAGGCACGGCUUCACGCGGAGGAGCUUGCGCGUCUUCAGCAUGAGUUUGAGGAGCGACAGAAGAAGGCAGAGGAGGCUGCUCAACACAAGAUUGAGGAGCUGGAGAAGAAGGCCAAGAAGGCAGCAGCUGAGGAGGAGGGCCAUCGCCAGCACGAGUUGGCAAUGCAAAGGUUGGAGGAGCAGCUGAUGAUGGUCAUGCCUCUGGUGAAGGAGGCGAACCUCAUCAUUCAGGAGCUGCAGAGGCCGCACCGUUUAGAGACGAAGAUGCACUGUGAGCUAACUGCAGAGGGUAAGAGUGGGGCUGUAAACGUGACUGCUGCAGUGAUGCUGAAUGGUGUGCGUCUUUUCGAGUGGAACCCCGAGACACUCGAGAACAGAGUCUUCAUCUUGCGGGAGCUGCUCCAGCGAGCUGAGGAUGAGGGCGUGGAGGCUGUCCAGGACUUGCCCAACGAGGAAGACCCUCUCUGGGAUCCGAUCGAGGUGGAGCGGCUGAUCGGAGUGGCCCAAGUCCUUCUUGAAGGAGUUCUCCUUCAGGUUGAGAACAAGGUCGAUGCGAGGAUUCUCAGCAGUGAGGGCCAAGCUGUUGGCACCCUGAAGGUUGAGAUCAUCCCGAUUGCCAAGGAUGGUUCCAUGGGCAUUCCAGACGAGGAAGUUGUGGAGGAUCCGGAGGAGCUCCUGGGGGCGUGCAUGAAGUUCCUUGUGGCCGUACCGUGUGCGACUGGCCUCCCAGAGGCGCUUGCCAACGACGUGCGGGCAGAAUAUACCUACUUCAUCGAUGAGAAGCCUCAUCAGCUGCCAACAGUGUUUGGGCACAAUUGCAGCCCGGAGUUCAAUUACAACCACACCUUCGUCCAGGACCCAGUCACAUCUCGAUUCCUGGAGUAUCUGCAGUCAAAGCUUGUUUUCCGAGUGUUUGGGCGGGACUCGGCUGCUGCGGGCGCAGCUGAGGAGCUGGUGCGUGCGGCUCCCAAUUCUUGA
This is a messenger RNA of Symbiodinium pilosum, 2967 nucleotides long. The record is from the annotation of a GenBank genome assembly. NCBI's taxonomy places the organism in Eukaryota, Dinophyceae, Suessiales, Symbiodiniaceae.